Cooperia oncophora is the source of this 405-nucleotide messenger RNA. NCBI's taxonomy places the organism in Eukaryota, Metazoa, Nematoda, Chromadorea, Rhabditida, Trichostrongylidae. The record is from the annotation of a GenBank genome assembly.
AUGGAAGCCCGAAAACAACGAAUGAAGGAGAUUCGUCGGCUACUCACAGAAAAUCAAGCAGCGGCGUCAUCGAUUGUGGCGGAAACGAAGAAAAAGCUGGAGGCGACCUUGUCACACGACGAAGGAGGCGAAUCUGUAGCGAGUGACGCCAACACCACUUCGGAUUCAAAAUCAGCGAGUGACGCCAACACCACUUCGCAUUCAAAACCUGAAUCCGAGACCAAUGGCACGUGCUCCGAAGCGACUACUCAGAUCUCGUUGGAAGAUUGUACUGAAGACGAGGGGCAGCAAAUGUCCUUAGAAGAUCACCUUGAAGACGAGGAGCAACAAAUGGACGAGGUUGAAGAGCAGACAAGACAUGAGAUCGAGGAAACAUUCCGGAGCGCUGAAUUGAAUCUGCAGUGA